This is a messenger RNA of Coniophora puteana RWD-64-598 SS2, 1932 nucleotides long. Its product is annotated as peptidase S10 serine carboxypeptidase. The record is from RefSeq and is a predicted model, not a curated record. Gene Ontology annotation, biological process: proteolysis. Gene Ontology annotation, cellular component: fungal-type vacuole. Bases 185 to 1639 code for a protein of 484 amino acids. The transcript is spliced from 9 exons. Gene Ontology annotation, molecular function: serine-type carboxypeptidase activity. Lineage: Eukaryota; Fungi; Basidiomycota; Agaricomycetes; Boletales; Coniophoraceae.
CGCUGCCCUCCUCCCCCUCGUAUAUCUCAGCACCGUCCUCGCUGCCCCAGGCGGCCAGGUCGUCCUCGACAAUGCCCUUCAGGGUCAGUUCGACCACCUCCUCCAUGCCGGCGACAAGGCGCUCAAGCACUCCUCUGGCACUAUCGACAAGUGGGUUCAGGAGGGCAAGAAGACGGGCAAGGAGAUGGUUCAUAAGUGGAGUGAGGCCGGAAAGGAGUUCGUGCACCAGAACGGUGUCACUUACGAGCUCGUGCAGCACCCGCACUUCAAGAACUACAAGCUCAGGGUCACUGAGCCAACGCUCUGCGACGCCUCGGUGAAGCAGUACUCUGGGUACUUGGAUAUCUCCGACUCGAAGCACCUUUUCUUCUGGUUCUUUGAAUCCCGCGUCUCCCCCGAGACCGCCCCGCUCGUCAUGUGGCUCAACGGUGGCCCGGGCUGUAGCUCCUCGACCGGCCUGCUUAUGGAACUCGGCCCGUGCGCCAUCGCCGAUGAAGGCAAGAACACGACGGUGAACGAGCACAGCUGGAAUACGCACGCGAACAUGGUCUUCCUCGACCAGCCCGUCGACGUCGGCUUCUCGUACACAGACAACGGGGAGAGCGUCAACAACUCGGAGGACGCGGGCAUCGACGUGCACGCGUUCAUGCAGCUCUUCCUCUCGCGCUUCCCGCAGUACGCCGCGCUGCCGUUCCAUGUCGCCACCGAAUCCUACGGAGGCACGUUCGCGCCCAACAUCGCGCAUGCGAUCCACAGCGAGAACAAGAAGCUGUUCAGCCAGGGCUUCGCGCCCGCGCCGGGCCUGAGCAAGAUCAACCUCGAGUCGCUGUUGAUUGGGAACGGGAUGACGGACAACUACGUGCAGAUGGCGUCGAUGCCUGACUAUUUGUGCGAGGGCCCCUACCCGAUCUACGACGACCCCGAGGGUGCGCAGUGCCAGGCGCUGAGGAGCAAGGUCCCGACGUGCCAAAGGCUCAUCAAGGCGUGCCGCGACUACAACUCGCGCUUCACGUGUGUGCCCGCCGCACUGUACUGCAACAGUCAGCUGUAUGCGCCUGUCCAGCAGUCCGGUCUGAACCCGUACGACGCACGCCGCACGUGCGACCGUGAGCGCGACGGCCCGCUGUGCUACCAGCAGUUGGGUUGGAUCGAGACCUGGAUGAACCAGGCGGAGGUGAAGCAGGCGCUUGGCGUGGACCCGUCGCGGACGUUUGAGUCGUGCAACAUGAACGUCAACCAGGCGUUCCUCAUGCAGGGCGACAGUAUGCACUACACGCCUGCGCUGCUCACGGACCUUGUUAACGACGGUGUGAGGUUGUUGAUUUAUGCUGGCAAUGCUGACAUGAUGUGCAACUACAUGGGCAACGAGCGCUGGUUGACCGACAUGGACUCGGUAUUUAAAGACGAGUUCGGCAAGGCAGUGAAUGAGCCGUGGACGACGCUCCGCUCGGGCACCAAAGCGGGCACUGUGCGCACUGCGGGCGCUUCUGGCGCUGGCAAUGUCACGUUUGUGACUAUCCAUGAGGCUGGACAUAUGGUUCCGUUUGACCAGCCCGAGGCCGGACUGGACAUGUUCAACCGCUGGAUCUUCAACCUUCCGCUUAAUGAGAACACGGAUGCGCACUCGCGCUUGCUGUGAACGUGUCCGAUCUCGCGCGGUAGAUAUACGUGAAUCCCUUAAUAAGAGCUACAGAUAUUCACUAUCACUAUCAUUUGGUUAUUAUCGUUAACGACACGACAUGACGCGAUUUUGAAUAAAUUAUGUUGCGGGUUGCAAUUCACUUUGACUCGUUUGACUCGACUGUUGACGUCUACUCGUGCCAGACCUCUUCUCUGUUGAGCCUCUUCCCCAGGAAGGAGUGUCUGAGAAACAUGGCGCGGCGCGGCGCUUAUUAAGUGACGCCAUACAAAUAAGGAGCCGAAAAUGAGUCG